This is a messenger RNA of Epinephelus moara (kelp grouper), 2198 nucleotides long. Its product is annotated as small conductance calcium-activated potassium channel protein 1-like. The transcript has 9 exons. Gene Ontology annotation, biological process: potassium ion transmembrane transport. Gene Ontology annotation, molecular function: small conductance calcium-activated potassium channel activity; calmodulin binding. The record is from RefSeq and is a predicted model, not a curated record. Bases 1 to 2061 code for a protein of 686 amino acids. Gene Ontology annotation, cellular component: neuronal cell body; plasma membrane; neuron projection. NCBI's taxonomy places the organism in Eukaryota, Metazoa, Chordata, Actinopteri, Perciformes, Serranidae.
AUGGAGCACUCACCCUCUAUGAACUUGUCAGUUGUGGAUGGAGACGACGUGGAGGACCAGCGUCCCCUCCUCCCACCGAGGAUGGUUCCUCCACCUCAGGCCUGCUCUCCACAGUGCGGGAUACACCACACGGUCCAAACAGCCGAUCACACCGUGUGGCUGGACAGGACCCAGGCCAUGGCCACCACACCUUUAUACAACGGCCACCUCUAUGUCACACCUUCACCUCGCUCCAACAGGAGGGCAGACAAAGGCAAAGAGAAGAAAUGUGAGAAAAGGUCAGGGGGCCGUCGACAAAACCAGGCACACAAGGAGUGUAAUCACCAGUGCAAAGCCAAAAACGCAGGAGCUCACAGACUCCAGGAGAAAGUCACCUCUUUCACUGAUGUCCCCAUUUCUCCCUGCGGGUCGCCCUUUAAGGGCCCCUGCAGGUCACACUUAGAGGUCACGGAUGUUGAAGGCAGAGGGCGCCGCAAGUCAGGCAGCGUUUCUUUGGAGAUGCACGACCGUCAGAGUCUCCCAGAGAUCAUCAUCACCAGCAAAGAUGAUGACUUCCAGCCACCCUGUGAGACAUUCCCGCAUCGCCAAGAUAUGACUGAGGGCCAAGGUCAUCUGCCAGGAGCCGAGUGCCCAGGUCCAAACCCAAAUCCCAAUUCUCAGAUCAGCCCGAAACACAAGGAGGGCACUAAGGACGACCCGUACUGGAAGACUCACAACAUCGGCUGGCGGCUGGUCCACAGGAGGGCUCUGUUUUUGAGGAGGCAGCGGCUGAAUGACUGCGCCCUGGCGGUGGGGAUAUUCGGGAUGGUGAUGAUGGUGAUGGAGACAGAGCUUUCCUGGAGCGUCUACAGCAAGAGCUCCGUGUAUUCCCUCGCACUCAAGUCCAUCAUCAGUUUUUCUACCAUCAUCCUGCUGGGCCUCAUCAUAGCGUACCACUGCUGUGAGGUUCAGCUUUACGUUCAUGACAUUGGUGCAGAGGAUUGGCGGAUUGCCAUGACAAGCGACCGUUUGGCUCUGGUAGCCCUGGAGCUGGCUGCGGUGGCCAUCCACCCCUAUCCGGUUGGCCUGAUGGAGUACUUUGAGAUGACCUUCCAGCACACCACGCCUCACCUGCCGCUGUCGGAAACCGAGCUGGAGAUUGUCCUGGCUCUGCCCAUGUUCCUGAGGCUCUACCUGCUGGGCCGGGCCAUGAUGCUGCACAGCCGCCUCUUCACUGACACCGCAUCUCGCAGCAUCGGAGCGCUCAACAAGAUACACUUCAACACCAGGUUUGUGGGGAAAACACUAAUGACCACCUACCCUGGGACUGUGCUGAUGAUUUUCAGCGUCUCUCUAUGGAUUGUGGCCGCGUGGGGCUUACAUGUUUGUGAGAGACACCACAACUACAGGGACCUGAGCAGCAACUACAUGGAGGCCCUGUGGAUGAUCUCUGUCACCUUCUUGUCCAUCGGUUACGGAGACGUGGUGCCUCACACCUACUGUGGUCGCAGCAUCUGCCUCCUCACUGGGAUAAUGGGAGCUGGCUGCACAGUCCUGGUGGUGGCGGUGGUUGCUAGGAAGCUGGAGUUGACCCGGGCAGAGAAACACGUCCAUAACUUUAUGAUGGAUUCUCACAUCUCCAAGAGGAUAAAAAUUGCUGCAGCAAAUGUGCUGAGAGAGACUUGGCUUAUCUACAAACACACUAAGCUGUCAAGAGAAAGAGACCACACCAGAGUCCGCAUGCACCAGCGGAAGUUGCUUCUGGCCAUCCACCAGUUGCGGCGGGUGAAGAUAGAGAAGAGGAUACUUGCAGACCAGGGUAACACUCUGGUUGAUCUCUGCAAGGUGAGAGAGAUGCAAACCCUGAUGUAUGACGUGCUGUCAGAGGUGCAGGGCUGCAGGGGGGAGCUGGACUCACACAUCCACAGCCUGGAGAAGCACGUGGAGGAGCUGAGGGAGGGUUUCAGGAGCCUGAUGCCGCUCCUGUCCAGCACCCUGUCCACACAGAACUCCUCCAUCCGCCACUUGCUCAGAGAGAGGGAGGUGAAGUCAGAGACUGCUGGUGCGAGCGUGGACAGGUAGAGGGAGGCUGAUGAGGAGGGUUCUCAGGUGCUUCAGGAAGAGUUAUCUGCCCAUAGUGCAGCUAAAAUGAUCAUGUUGGGACAUUUUUUCUUACAGGAUGUCAACUGAUGGGUCAUAAUAACAAGGUGAAGGCUGUA